Molecule: messenger RNA, 2775 nt
Organism: Pangasianodon hypophthalmus (striped catfish)
Lineage: Eukaryota; Metazoa; Chordata; Actinopteri; Siluriformes; Pangasiidae
Gene: mycla
Product: MYCL proto-oncogene, bHLH transcription factor a
Exons: 3
Coding region: 379-1467 (362 amino acids)
Biological process (GO): regulation of transcription by RNA polymerase II
Molecular function (GO): RNA polymerase II cis-regulatory region sequence-specific DNA binding; protein dimerization activity; DNA-binding transcription factor activity, RNA polymerase II-specific
Source: RefSeq, a predicted model, not a curated record
UGGUUAUGGUGAGUAAGGCUACACAAAGGCGCAGCUGUGGCGCGAAAGUGGCGCGCGGGCGCGGUUUGCUCAGUCUCGCGCUGCGUAUUUGCAGUAGUUGUUUAAUUAACAGACGCUAAUUAAACGCUUUUCUUCUUCUUCUUCUUCCUCCUGGUUUCUGAUUAACUCUGGAUUUCUGAAACGCAGACCCCGGCGUGUGGAGUGUUCCUGCUUCUUGGCGCUGGAGAUUUUUUUUUUCCUUCCUUUGUUCCGGAAGUUCAAUUGUUCUCUUUCUUUGUCCUUCAGCCCCGGUUUCUUCUGCUGCUCUUCAGUCCGGACCUGAACAGAUGAGACGGUUGUGACUCCGGCUGUGUGUGUGUGUGUGUGUGGGGAUUAGACAUGGAGUGUGAUCACCACCAGCACUACUUCUACGACGAGAUGGACGGAAGGAUCGAAGACUUCUUCACGUCCACGGCGCCCAGCGAGGACAUCUGGAAGAAGUUUGAGCUUCUCCCCACGCCGCCCGUGUCUCCCUCCAGGACUUUCCACGCGGGACGUGCGUUAUUCCCGCUGUCGGCGUCGGAGCGGAGCAUGUGGGCGUCGGACGAUUACGGCGUGCUUCCUCUGAAGAAGCUCGACCCGCUGGACGUGUUCGGGAACCUGAGCUCCGUGGUGAUUAAGGACUGCAUGUGGAGCGGCGGGUUUAACGCCACCAGAGCGACCCCUCGCUCAGAAACGCAUCAGAGCGAACUCGCGCACGUGAACGCACCACGGAUCCAGAGCGCAGUGAGACAGACCGACGUACAGGUCACGAGGUGUGUGAACCCCGCAGCCGUCCUCAACCUGCCCGUGUCCCAGUCCAAAAAAACCCCGGCGUCCUCAGGAUCCGAGUCGCGCUCGGACUCGUCCGAUGAUGAUGAUGAGAUCGAUGUUGUGACGGUGGAGAACCGUUUGAAGAAGCGCACUCGCACGCCCAUCACCAUCGCCGUGAGCGCCGACCCGCACGGCCCGCGCAAGAAGCACUUCCACAUCUCUCUGCACCGGCAGCAGCACAACUACGCCGCUCCGUCUCCGGAAUCCGACGACGAGCACCACCACCACCACCAUCACCCUGACGACGAUGACAAUGAUGAAGAAGAGCCGCUCGGUAAGCGAGUUCGGAUUGACCCUUCGCUCUUAUCUGCUCCGUCGUCUUCCUCCUCGUCCUCUCCGGCCAGCUCAGACUCCGAGGACUCCACCGAGCAGCGCAGGAACUUCCUGGAGAGGAAGAGGAGGGACGACCUGCGAUCUCGCUUCCAGAUGCUCCGGAACGAAAUUCCAGGUCUGUCAGAGUCUGCUAAAACCUCCAAGGUGGCCAUCCUGACCCACGCCACGGAGUACCUGCUGCAGCUCCGGGCGCGAGAGAGACGGCAAGCGCAGGAGAGGAAGAAACUCCGAGCCAGACGACAGCUGCUGCUGCGCAAAAUCAGCGCCCUGAAAAAGCCAUGAACUCAAUCCGACAGAUAUUUAUUCUGAAUCUAAAGGGUUAAUCUAAAGGUGGUGCGUUUUUCUUUUUUUUCCUUUUUUUUCCUUUUUUUUUUUUUUUAAAGCACAGAGAGCUAAAGCUAACUAACACACACUUUAUGCAAAGAAGUCGAGUCAAAUUCAGAACUGACAAAAAAAAAGGAAAAGACCAGACUGGAAAAUAGCUGAGAUCAGCUUAAAGAUCCGGAAACUCUCGCAAUACGCUUUACACAAACUGACGGAGGAAUAAAACCGACAAACUCCUGCAAGAACCAAAAAUCUGAGAACUCUAACCUCGUCUAAUUGGGUCUUAUCUCCUUAAAAUAAUCCCUGAACUUCACCUGAGGUUGAGUUGAGUCAGAAAUAAGAUGUGUAGAAUCCUGAGAUGCUGUGCUUUCUCACUCUGAGCUGAAAGUGUAUCGUGCUGUGAUGUGAUGGUGAGGAUCGUCGUGUCGUCUGUGUUUACUCAGGACCGCAGCGGGGAGAGAAAAGAAAACAAAACACUGUUGAACUUGUGUGUGUGCUGAUGUCUGAGUCCUCAGCUCCUCUGAUCGGCCGUUCUGUACCUGAAGAAUCAAAUGUAGGAAUUGUGAGAUUGCUUAAAGUUCGGCCCAUGCCUAGUCAUGUUUGCAAGGGUGGGUGUGUGUGUGUGUGUGUGUGUGAGUGUGAGAGAUGAUUAAACUGGACCGGUAAUCAUGUGUUCGUAUCUUUACACCAGGUGAACUUUGCACAUUAGGAGCAGGAAGUAUUUGUGUUUUUCUUCUUCAUAAGAAUGAAAUGUUACAUUAUUUCCUCGUGUGUGUGAGUGUGUGUGUGAGUGUGUGUGUGAGUGUGUGUGUGAGUGUGUGUGUGAGUGUGUGUGUGAGUGUGUGUGUGAGUGUGUGUGUGAGUGUGUGUGUGAGUGUGUGUGUGAGUGUGUGUGUGAGUGUGAGUAGGGGGAAAGAGUGAUGAACUACACAAGCUCUGCUCUCUGGUGAUGCAGCGGUGUGUUUUAAUGAUGCACAUCUUUCCAUGUUGUCCUCAGUUACCUCAGUGUGUGUGUGUGUGUGUGUGUGUGUGUGUGUGUGUGUGUGUGUGUGUGUGUGUGUGUGUGUGUACACAUGCUGUUGUGAUUGCUGUAGCAUUUGCACAUGCUCAAUAGAGGUUUUUUUGUUUUGUUUUGUUUUGGACACAACUCGAAUCUGCACAAUGGUGUUGUAAAUACUUCGUCAUUUGUGUGUUUUUCACAUUCAGAUUCUAUUUUGCUAAAAAAAAAUUAAAAUAAAAUAAAAACAAAUGCAGAUUUAAAAAAUG